CCUGACUACUACUACCUGCCUUCGGUUGUCGACCGGCCCAACCUACCUUCUUGGGGUAACACCUACCUACCUACUUACCUUCCAUUGAUAUGUGCGCUGCCUCAUUACUUGGCAGAAAGCAGGAAAGCAUUACCGACAGCUUGUGUAACCUAACUGCAUGACUUCCCCGUAUUCCCUGCUCGUAGCUUGAACUUCUACCCCUCAAUCUUUAGUCUUAAAUCAGGUCAAGUCCAACCUGAAGUUUUGAUCACAAUUAUCAUCAACCCCUCGUCUUUUCUUCUUAUUUAAGGUACCACAACCGUACUUAGCGCAGUAUAGAGACAAAUUGAGGUCGGAUUGGCUUAUAUCCCUUCGCAGUUCGCAUCGAUCGCCGCAGUCACUACCCAUUCAACUGCAUAGUACAUUUUUCAACCUCGAUCAUUUGGUCCACCCACUUCACGCCGGCGUACUAAACGGCUAACCAGCAACUGCGAACACGUCUCAGCGACUAAAAGUCGUGGAAUUGAUCCUCCUCUAACUUUUAAGAACGCCAACUUACGAGCAACGUCUGUGUGAAUAUGCCACGUCCUCUAGCGAUACCAGACAGCUCUGACGACGAAGGCGCUGUGGAUAUGGAUGAAGAUGUUGACGAAGGGUUUGCGGCACUUCAGAGGAGUCUCAGUCACAAGCGGCGCGAAGACGAGAACAACACUUCGCCAAUUCAGAAGAUCUUGCCUUUCACGUUUGCGCCCAACAUUGGACCCCUUGGUAUAUCCGACCUUGGUUCGUGCGUUGCGUUGGAGAAUGCAGCAUUUCCAGCACACCAUCGCGCCACAAGGGACAAGCUCGAGUAUCGACUCACAGCCUGUCCCGAGUUGUGCCUAGGGCUUUACUGCACUGUCGUUCCCAGCAAAGCCAAGGCUUUCGAGAUCGAGACUCUUCCCAUGGCGAAACCAGUUGAGACGGAUAGAGAAAACGGUGCUGUGAGCGUGUUGCUCGCUCAUAUCAUUGCGACCGGAUCACAGUCCAAUGUUAUCACGGAUAGUGAUAUGGAUUAUCCAAAAGACUGGAAGACAGCCGGCUUUAGGGAAUCCAAAGUUGGACAUCGGGAAAGCAGUCGGACGGUGGCCAUUCACUCGCUAGCGGUUGUACCUCGACUGCAAGGUUGCGGUCUCGGCAAGCUGAUACUGAAGGCAUACUUGCAGCAGGUCAACAACUCUGGUAUUGCUGAUAGGGUUGUACUUAUCUGCGAGGAUCACCUGGUUGCAUACUACAAGCGAUUUGGGUUCAAGCAUAUCGGCGCAAGCAAAUGCGAAUUCGGAGGUGGUGGCUGGCACGACAUGGUGUUUGAGCUAGCCGGACCGCCCAAGAUCGGUCAAAUCUAAGCGCGAUGUUUCUCGUUGUAUGGGGGUUUUCUACGCAUGGUGUUUGGAGGGUUUUAGGUUUGCACCGGCAGAACAGAUGGCUACAAGAGCCAGAGAAAUCGGCCGCCCCACACAGAGUCCCACAGGCAAAUUUACGCCUGAAUACUGAGAUUAAAUACCAGCAGCUGAGCAGUUUGAUGACGGUGCUGUCCUGCACGCACUACAUCUGUUGUUUUUGCCAUUUUCUUUGCGAGAAUAGAAUUUAGAGCUUAGCACAAGCAUAUUUCUUUGAUUUGGUAGUGCCAAGUGAAUAGACAUUCAGCCCAG
Molecule: messenger RNA, 1670 nt
Organism: Pyricularia grisea
Lineage: Eukaryota; Fungi; Ascomycota; Sordariomycetes; Magnaporthales; Pyriculariaceae
Exons: 5
Coding region: 558-1364 (268 amino acids)
Cellular component (GO): cytoplasm
Molecular function (GO): aralkylamine N-acetyltransferase activity
Source: RefSeq, a predicted model, not a curated record